Messenger RNA from Leopardus geoffroyi (Geoffroy's cat), 1746 nucleotides. It is a transcript of the gene KLK14, whose product is annotated as kallikrein related peptidase 14. Gene Ontology annotation, biological process: epidermis morphogenesis; proteolysis; seminal clot liquefaction. The record is from RefSeq and is a predicted model, not a curated record. Bases 630 to 1385 code for a protein of 251 amino acids. The transcript has 5 exons. Gene Ontology annotation, molecular function: serine-type endopeptidase activity. Lineage: Eukaryota; Metazoa; Chordata; Mammalia; Carnivora; Felidae.
CCCCAUGUCCACAUUCAUCUUCCUUCUCCUUCCCCAUCUUUCCUUAGUCUCUCUCCCUCUGACACUUGUCUCUCGGGUCUGUGUUUCUCUGACACUUUCUCUGGUUCUCCACCUUCUUAUGUUACUUUUCUUACAUUUCCCAGUCUUCUCUGUGUCUCUUUACCCCCAACCCUUACCAGCACCUUCCCCUGAGCCACCCACUCUGUCCACCCUGCCCUGGGGUCCCCCUCCCUCCCUGGGUUCCUCCCAGAUUAAACACCUUCCUUGGGCGGGUUCUCAUUAAUGUGGUGGCUGCUUCUCUGACCAGAGAAGGGAGGGAGGAGAUGGGACCAGGGAGUCCUGGAGUCCUGGAAUGGGAAAUGGGCAAUAAAAAAAUGUCAGGAGAAGGGCGGGGGUGGGGGAGGCAGGGCCUGUUGCCCAGGCCAGGGAUAAAAGGGCUCCACAGAGUGACAGGGAAUCAAGGCACCAACCCCCUUCCUGCACACACAGAGACGCAUCCACGUCUCGAAGGGUCUUGGUCUCUGUGUAAGGCCUUCACUGUCUCUGUCCCUCAUCUCUGGGUCUCUUGCAGCCUCCUUCUCUCUCACUUUCUCUUUGCAUUUGCCAGAACCUGACCUCCAGACCCCAGAAUGCUCCUCCUGCUGACAGCACUCCAGAUCAUGGCUCUAGCCAUGGCACAGAGCCAAGAGGAUAAGGACAAGAUACUUGGUGGUUAUACAUGCAUCCAGAACUCCCAGCCAUGGCAGGCGGCCUUACUGGCAGGUCCCUUUCGUAGUUUCCUCUGUGGAGGGGUCCUGCUGUCAGGCCAAUGGGUCAUCACCGCUGCUCACUGUGCCCGCCCGAUCCUUCAUGUAGCCCUGGGCAAGCACAACCUGAAGAACUGGGAGGCUACCCAGCAGGUGGUACGUGUGGUUCGCCAGGUGCGACACCCCCACUACAACUCCCGGACCCACAACAACGACCUGAUGCUGCUGCGGCUGGAGCGGCCUGUUCGGCUGGGGAGGGCGGUGAAGCCCAUCGCCGUGGCCAGUACCUGCACGAGCCCAGGGACCCCCUGUCUCGUGUCUGGCUGGGGCACCACAUCUAGCCCCAUUGCCAGGUACCCCAACUCCCUGCAGUGCGUGAACAUCAACAUCUUCUCGGACCAAGAGUGUCAGGGGGCUUAUCCCGGAGCCAUCACUGCCGGCAUGGUCUGUGCAGGUGUUCCCCAAGGAGGGAAGGACUCCUGUCAGGGCGACUCAGGGGGACCCCUGGUGUGCAAAGGGCAGCUCCAGGGCCUCGUUUCCUGGGGGAUGGAGCGUUGUGCCCUGCCCGGCUACCCUGGGGUCUACACCAACCUGUGCAAGUACCAGACCUGGAUCCAGAAAACCAUACGGAGAAGAUGAUUGUUGGUAUGACUUAACAUCAGCUGCCCAGCUGUCUCCCCAGACCCUGCUCUCUCCACUCAAGACCCAGGAGUCCCAGCCCCCAGCCCCCCAGCCCUCCUCCUCCCUCAGACCCAGGAGUCUGGGCCCCCAGCUUCUUGAUGGGGACCCCUGGCCCAGGACUCCUCUUUCCCAAAAAAGUUCCUUCAGGUUUUCUCUCCACUCCCCCACAACGCCAUUAUUCAAGAACCCUUCGGUACAGGGACAAGAGCAUGAAAACACAUGCUUUGGGGCAUCAUACCCCAAAGAAGACAGUUUUCAAAGCUUAGUGUCUCUAAAAACCAGAUAAAUAAUAAUAAAAAUGGAAUAAUCCUAAAGUCCA